Molecule: messenger RNA, 1328 nt
Organism: Bubalus bubalis (water buffalo)
Lineage: Eukaryota; Metazoa; Chordata; Mammalia; Artiodactyla; Bovidae
Gene: OTC
Product: ornithine transcarbamylase
Exons: 10
Coding region: 150-1214 (354 amino acids)
Biological process (GO): L-citrulline biosynthetic process
Cellular component (GO): mitochondrion
Molecular function (GO): ornithine carbamoyltransferase activity; amino acid binding
Source: RefSeq, a predicted model, not a curated record
GGGAACUUGAUAAGGUAGUUGAAGGGCAAUAUUACCUUUGCUCUCUCACUGUGAUCGAAAACACUCUUAGCUUUCAGGUGGACCCCACUGGCUACCUUGGUGCGGCAUUUUCAACAGCACAGAAUCACCCUUUACACAAUCAAAAGAAGAUGCUGUUUCAUCUAAGGACCCUGUUGAACAAUGCAGCUCUUAGAAAUGGUCACAAUUUCGUGGUUCGAAAUUUUCGAUGUGGGCAACCACUACAGGAUAAAGUACAGCUGAAGGGCCGUGACCUCCUCACUCUAAAGAACUUUACAGGAGAAGAAAUUAAGUAUAUGCUAUGGCUAUCAGCAGAUCUGAAAUUCAGGAUAAAACAGAAAGGAGAGUAUUUGCCUUUACUGCAAGGGAAGUCCUUAGGCAUGAUUUUUGAAAAAAGAAGUACUCGAACAAGAUUGUCCACAGAAACAGGCUUUGCACUUCUGGGAGGACACCCUUGUUUUCUUACUACGGACGAUAUUCAUUUGGGUGUGAAUGAAAGUCUCACAGAUACAGCCCGUGUGUUGUCUAGCAUGACAGAUGCCGUGCUGGCGCGAGUGUACAAACAAUCAGAUCUGGACCUCCUGGCUAAAGAAGCAUCCAUCCCAAUUGUCAAUGGGCUAUCAGAUUUGUACCACCCUAUCCAGAUCCUGGCUGAUUACCUCACGCUCCAGGAACACUACGGCUCUCUGAAAGGCCUUACCCUCAGCUGGAUUGGGGAUGGGAAUAACAUCCUGCACUCCAUCAUGAUGAGUGCGGCUAAAUUCGGGAUGCACCUUCAGGUGGCUACCCCAAAGGGUUAUGAGCCGGAUCCCAGUAUAACCAAGUUGGCAGAGCAGUAUGCCAAGGAGAACAGUACCAAGCUGUCGCUGACAAAUGAUCCAUUGGAAGCAGCUUGUGGAGGCAAUGUAUUAAUUACAGACACUUGGAUAAGCAUGGGACAAGAAGAGGAGAAGAAAAAGCGGCUCCAGGCUUUCCAAGGUUACCAGGUUACAAUGAAGACUGCUAAAGUUGCUGCCCCUGACUGGACAUUUUUACACUGCUUGCCCAGAAAGCCAGAAGAAGUGGACGAUGAAGUGUUUUAUUCUCCACGAUCUCUUGUAUUCCCAGAGGCAGAAAACAGAAAGUGGACAAUCAUGGCUGUCAUGGUAUCCCUGCUGACAGAUUAUUCGCCUCAGCUCCAGAAGCCAAAGUUUUGAUGCGCUGAUGCUUCUCAAGAGAGAAACCAUGUUCUUCAGGAACAGAAUGAGUCAGUUUAUGAGGGAAGGAGAAGAGAACAAAUCACAGAAAUAAACAAAUUCUAACACAUGGUA